CUCCAACGAAGAGGAGCUCGGCUCGGCAGUCAAGUAGUGAGCCGAGUAAUCGACGAUAAAUGACAGAAUCCUUGAAGUGCAGAAGUUUCUUCUUCAAUCUUCCUCGAGGACGGUGAAUAUUCUAAGUAAAGGACGAAAGAGCACCGCAAUGUCUGACGAAGAGCCAGUCAAACUAACGUUGCGGGGAAGCCCCCGAGAGAUCGGUAUCAAGCAUGGCCAGUUAUUGAAAGACCAGAUUCACAGUCAAAUGCGCAUCUACGAAAGCAUGUUCGAAUACACCUCAAAGCUCUCCUGGCAAGAAGUCCGCGAAGUCGCCAAGGAAUUUCUACCUUCUCUUCAAAACCUGACACCUCAUUUACUUACUGAGAUGGAAGGAAUUGCGGAGGGAGCGGAGGUUGACAUACUCGAUAUUGUGGCUCUGAACUGUCGAAGCGAAAUCGCCCUCGGCAAGUUCUCCGAUGGGUGCACAACACUGUGCUGGAAGAAGAGCGACAAUGUUCGUGUUCUGUCGCAGAACUGGGACUGGACUGCAACUGUGAAGAAGAACCUGGCCAUGGUAUCUAUUGAGCAGCCUGAUAAGCCUACGAUAUACAUGGUCACUGAGGCAGGAAUCAUCGGCAAGAUCGGAUUCAAUUCCGCCGCCGUGGGGACAUGCCUGAAUGCCAUUCGGGCUAAACCGAUGAUUAGCAGCAAGCUGCCAAUCCACGUCGCACUGAGACUAUGUCUGGAGAGUACCUCUGUCGCCGAGGCUGUCGACACACUCGAGAGACUUGGCGGCGUUGCGUCUGCUCAGCAUAUCUUGGUCGCAGACAGCACAACAGCCCUGGGGCUCGAAUUGUCUCCAGUCGGCAACAAAUAUAUCCCCGAGGACGCAUCUGGGCUGAUAGGACAUACCAACCAUUUCAUCGAAAACCGAUACGUAGAAGAGCCCCCGUGGCUGUCUGGAUCGCCGAUUCGACUCAAGCGGCUGAGUGAUCUCACAAAAGAGCUUAUAUCUAACGGGGUGAAGGGAGAUGCCAUUUCUCCUGCCUUGUUACGAGAACAGAUUUUCUCGGAUUCUUAUAAUGCUCCGCAGGCAAUCGCCUGCCAGGAAGAUGAAUCUCGCCAUAUCUCAACACGUAGUAGUUCAUUGUUCAACAUUAUCAUGAAUUUGGACACUCAGAAUCUAGGUGCUGAGGUAGUCUGGGGUCGUCCAUGUUCGGGGGAAGAGGGACCUGUUCUUAAGAUGCCCUGGUAG
Messenger RNA from Penicillium subrubescens, 1237 nucleotides. RefSeq names its product putative acyl-CoA:6-aminopenicillanic-acid-acyltransferase. Bases 149 to 1237 code for a protein of 362 amino acids. The transcript has 3 exons. Lineage: Eukaryota; Fungi; Ascomycota; Eurotiomycetes; Eurotiales; Aspergillaceae. The record is from RefSeq and is a predicted model, not a curated record.